AUGUCGUUUCAGAACAUAUCGAAAUCUGCCGUGCGGAUCGGUAAGAACUACAUCAAAGGCUACACAGAUACACAGAUCAAAGUGCGGGAAGCGACGUCGAAUGAUCCAUGGGGUCCAAGCGGAACACAGAUGAACGAGCUCUCACAGCUGAGCCACAAUGCGACGGACUUUAUUGAGAUGAUGGAGAUCCUUGACAAGCGGCUGAAUGAUAAGGGCAAAAACUGGCGGCAUGUGUUCAAAGCAUUGUCAGUGCUGGAUUAUCUGCUACAAGAGGGUAGUGAGAAUGUAUGGAACUACUUCCACGACAACAUAUACAUUGUCAAGACACUGAAAGAGUUUCAGUAUGUGGAUGAUGCAAACAUUGAUCAGGGGAUCAAUGUGCGCCAGAAAGCCAAGGAAAUUACAGCGAUCUUAAUGGAUGAGACACGCGCACGGAACCGGCGCAGGAUGCGCAUGGAGAAUGAGACGCGGAACCGUGAUCCACACGACUUUUCUGACGAAGCUGGACGACGCCGGCGUCAGCAACAACGCGACCGCAUGACGGCUGAAGACCGCGAGUUGGAACAAGCGAUUGCCGAGUCGCGGCGGAUGGCUGAAGAGGAAGAAGCACGACGUCGCCGCGCAGCACAGGACGAUUCCGACCUGCAACGCGCGCUGGAAGAGUCGCGCGAAGAAGAGCGCAAGCGAAAAGAAAGCGAGACACUUAUUGAUCUUGACAAGGACGAGACGCCGUCCACGCUGCAGCCCCAAUACACCUCGUUUAUUCCAUUCCAGCCAACUGGCUUCAAUCCCUUCUUUCAGGCCCAAAUGCAGCAACAGGAAAUGAUGCAGCAGCAGUACAUGCAACAGCAAGAAUACCAGCGCCAACUUGCUCUGCAGCAGGCUGCCCAGCAAUACCAAUACUUGAUGGCACAGCAGCAACAACAGGCUAUGAUGCCACAGCCGACGAGCUUCGGGUCCAACAACCCAUGGCUUUCGCAGUCGUCGAUGGCGGCCUCCUCGGUGCCGACGCCAUCAGCUCCGCCGUCGACAAAUGCAUCCAGCCAACCAACCGAUACCCCUGAUCAAUCUCGAUGGACCUGA
Molecule: messenger RNA, 1083 nt
Organism: Malassezia globosa CBS 7966
Lineage: Eukaryota; Fungi; Basidiomycota; Malasseziomycetes; Malasseziales; Malasseziaceae
Exons: 1
Coding region: 1-1083 (360 amino acids)
Biological process (GO): endocytosis; actin filament organization
Cellular component (GO): endosome; clathrin vesicle coat; plasma membrane
Molecular function (GO): phospholipid binding; clathrin binding
Source: RefSeq, a predicted model, not a curated record